Molecule: messenger RNA, 999 nt
Organism: Lycium ferocissimum
Lineage: Eukaryota; Viridiplantae; Streptophyta; Magnoliopsida; Solanales; Solanaceae
Exons: 3
Coding region: 1-999 (332 amino acids)
Source: RefSeq, a predicted model, not a curated record
AUGUCUCUCACAUCACCAAAAGAAAUUUGGGAUUAUUUGAAGAAAGAAUAUGUUGCAGAUGAGAGAAUACGAGGGAUGCAAGUAUUAAAUUUGAUAAGGGAGUUUGAGUUGCAGAGAAUGAAAGAAUCCGAGACUAUCAAAGAGUACACAGACAGAUUGCUUGGCAUUGUUAACAAGGCACAGGAGCAAAGGAGGCUUAUGAGGCAAGAUGGUAUGGUUGAAGGAGCCUUAGCAGCCAACCACAAAACUCAAAGCACGGGUAAAAAUUUGAAAAAUUACCUACCUUGCCAAAGACUUGUGGAAAAAUGGGACAUCCACCAUUCAGAUGUUGAAAGAGGCCAGACGCAAAGUGUAACAAGUAAACAUGAGGCAGAUGCACGUGUAGCCGAUGAAGAAGAAGACCACCAUCUUUUUGUUGCAAUGUGUAUAUCAAGUAAGGUUUCAAUAAAUUCUUGGUUGAUUGAUAGCGGUUGCACUAACCAUAUGACUUAUGACAAGAGUUUAUUCAAAGAGUUAAAACCCACUGAAAUAUCUAAAGUUAGGAUCGGAAAUGGUGACCAGAUUCUUAUUGAAGGAAAAGGAACCGUUGUCAUUAAAACAAGUUCAGGUAAUAAGACAAUUUCAGAUGUUCUUUAUGUACCUAAUAUUGAUCAGAACUUGUUGAGUAUUUGUCAGUUGGUAGAAAAAAGAUUCAAAGUAUCCUUUGAGGAUAAGCAUUGUUUCAUCAAUGAUGUUACUGGAAAAGAAAUUUUAAAAAUUAAGAUGAGAGGUAAGAAUUUCUCAUUUGAUCCAAUGGAAGAUGUUCCUGUAGAACAAGCAAAGGAUCAAAGGCCUAAAAAAUCAGAAGAUGAUACUCCAAUUGAAAAAGCAGAAACAAAAAGUGAACCUAGGCUUAAAAAAGCUUGCAAUGUUCCAAAAAGAAUUAAAGCAAUGGAGGAGCUGUCAAUGUUUCAGGAAAAUAAAAUUGACAAGCUUAAAGUCAAGAUGCAAACGGAGUAG